Paramisgurnus dabryanus is the source of this 2558-nucleotide messenger RNA. RefSeq names its product notum pectinacetylesterase 2 (gene notum2). Lineage: Eukaryota; Metazoa; Chordata; Actinopteri; Cypriniformes; Cobitidae. Gene Ontology annotation, biological process: negative regulation of canonical Wnt signaling pathway; protein depalmitoleylation. The record is from RefSeq and is a predicted model, not a curated record. Gene Ontology annotation, molecular function: palmitoleyl hydrolase activity.
UCUUUUCUCCGUGCCAUUAGAUGCCCAGGUUUAGUGUGUCAUUGGUUACAGCACAGAGUUGGCGUUAAUUCAAAGGGAAUGUUGAGAAAUGCAGUCCAUAUGAUGGCACUAUAAAAUCUAGCGCGGACCACAACCAAAGAUCAAGAUCGCUUUGGGACGCCAACACGCCAACAUCAGUCGCAGCGCCUGCAGUGGUCCAUAACGUUGAGGAUUUACAAGUUACAAGUUGCCUGAAGUGGGAGGUGCUGUUGAAUUUGAUAUGAAUAUUCUGUGUCAUAUUAUGUACCUGCUUCUGCUGGGAGUCAUUUCUUGCCAGAACAACCGAAAUGCAAAGCCAAGUGGAAAAGCUCAGAAAAAGGUUAACAGCCAGGUGAUAGAGACAUCUCACCAUGGCCAUGAAGAUGAUACACAACCUGGGCCGGCAGGUGCUGCCGAUUCCAAUAAAGAGACAAACCCUGGAGGUCGUGGCACAGCCCAACAAAGCGCAUCUCCCAAUAAGCCUGCAGAUGAAAUGAAGCUGUACUUUCUUAAGAACACAUUGGUGACAUGCAAUGACGGUACCGCUGCUGGGUUUUACCUAAAGGAGUUCAAAGGAAGCAAGAGAUGGCUGAUAUUUUUGGAAGGUGGCUGGUGCUGCUACAACAAAGAGACGUGCGAUUCUAGAUACAAAACUGUUCCCCGCCUCAUGAGCUCAACAGAUUGGCCACAAACACGCAAAGGAAGUGGUAUACUUUCAGCACAAUCUGAUGAAAAUCCUCACUGGUAUAAUGCUAAUAUUGUGUUUGUUCCUUACUGUUCAAGCGAUGUAUGGAGUGGAAACAAAGCAGCUUCAAAGCCUAAACAGGGGAAAGAAACGGAAUACACUUUUAUGGGAUCUCUGAUUAUUCGGGAGGUGAUCAAGGAUCUUGUGAUGAAAGGUUUAAAACAAGCCAAAGUUGUGAUGUUGGCAGGGACCAGUGCUGGAGGAACAGGUGUGCUCCUGAACAUCGAUAAGGUGUCCAGUCUCCUAGAGCAGCUGGGUGCAGAUGCACAGGUGCGAGGUCUUGUCGACUCAGGCUGGUUUCUGGAAAGCAAACAGCAAAAAUCUCCCGACUGUCCCAGCGGCGCAUCUUGUACACCUGUUGAUGCCAUAAAAAAAGGACUUAGGUUCUGGAAUGGUGUUGUACCUGACAAGUGCAAGCAGCAGUAUAAAAGAAGCGAAGAUUGGCAAUGUUUUUUCGGACACAAACUGUACUCCUACAUAACCGCUCCGCUGUUUGUGGUGCAAUGGUUGUUCGAUGAGGAACAGUUACGUCUGGAGAAUAUUUAUAUUGGAGGUCAGUCACUUGCCGAACAACAGUGGACUUACAUGCAGAAUCUGGGAAAGGAGCUAAAAAACUCACUCAAAGAUGUUACAGCUGUGUUUGCCCCAUCCUGCCUUUCCCACACAUUGAUAACCAAAAGUAACUGGAUGGAUUUCCAGAUCAAGGGAACGUCUCUGUCUCGUGCUCUGCAGUGCUGGGACAGAAGUCUUCAGGAGGCCAAUAGGAACAGCAAAACCGCUUUAAAAGGCUGCCCAUUUCAUCUCAUAGAUAACUGCCAAUGGCCACAGUGCAAUCCAACCUGCCCAGCACUGAUUGAUCAGGCCACACAACAGGAGAUGACUCUUCUCCAGGUACUGGCCAGUAUGGGUUUGGACCUCAAAAAGCUUGGAUUGGAUGGAGGAGAAGAUAUUUCCGCCGGGAUGGUCAGCAAUGGUGGCUAAAUCGUUUAAAAAGCAGUGUUUUCGUCGACACAAUUCACAUCAUCCAUUCUUUAGAGAUUGUUCAGUGGUUUUCUUUGCGACCACUUUGCAUUCUGUUACGGACCUGGCACGCCUCUCUAGCAUGUUGCCGGAUUUCAGUAGAGACAGUUUGCCAUUCAAAUCGUGUUCGGGAAUCACCUGGGGUUUUCUUAUGUGAGAGACUCUAACGGUCCAAGUGCCUAUAGUAAAACAGUAAUCAAUGGUUAUCACUAUAACUAAUCUACUUCUUCAGUAAGAGAACUAGGUCUGAAUUAAACACUGUCUGAUAAGACUUUAAACUACUUUAAAGUUUCAAUUACAAAGUUUAAUUACAAAAAUGCUUUUGAAGGGAUACUUCUCUUUUUAUCACAUUUUUGGAAAAUCGAGUUACGUAAAAGAAAUUUGAAUACAUAAUUGCAUCUAAAGCUUUACAGACAAGACAUCACAGUUUUUACAUAAUCAUGUCUGCAAGCAAUACUAACACAAUUUUGUAUUAUAUUUAACACAUGCAUGUUAUUUUAGGAUGCUGUAGUCCAUUUUGCAGAUGAGAGUGAUUGGAAAGUUGACAUGCAGUGAUGGUUAAAAUGAUUUUUUGCCUUGUAUAGGAAAUGUGUGAUUAAAAUAUUUGUAAAAUAUUGAUAGCCAUCCUUAAAUGCCCCAUUACAAACUAUGCCAUCAUACCAAACUAUAUUGUUAUACUUCCUACCGAUUUUCAUGAAAUGUAAUAUCUAGUUUAUUUGACAUGUGUAGUUGGUUUGACUUAUCUAGAAAACUAAUAAAAGAACAAUUAAACUUU